Rotaria sordida is the source of this 309-nucleotide messenger RNA. NCBI's taxonomy places the organism in Eukaryota, Metazoa, Rotifera, Eurotatoria, Philodinida, Philodinidae. The record is from the annotation of a GenBank genome assembly.
AUGAAUUGUUUAGUAUUAUUAUUUAUUGUUUUUAUUUUUUUUCCUAUUGAAAAUAUUUUAUCAUUUCCAACACCAAUUCAUCGUUCUGCUAAGUCUACAUUAUGUUCACCAAAUGCAUGUAUAACUGAACCUGCUUUUUGUUUAUGUGGUUUUGAAGAAAGUUCAAAUGAUUCAUGUUGUAAAUUUGAAUGUAAACUUUGUCCAAUUAAUUUUACUAUUCCAUCAAUAACAUUUGAAAUUGGUCCAUUAAACUUUUUUCCAUUGAAUUCAUUCAAUUUUAGUGGAUUAAAUUUUUCAUUUCUUGGUUGA